Molecule: messenger RNA, 2340 nt
Organism: Daldinia vernicosa
Lineage: Eukaryota; Fungi; Ascomycota; Sordariomycetes; Xylariales; Hypoxylaceae
Product: pre-mRNA splicing factor
Exons: 2
Coding region: 193-2028 (611 amino acids)
Biological process (GO): mRNA splicing, via spliceosome; spliceosomal tri-snRNP complex assembly
Cellular component (GO): precatalytic spliceosome; U4 snRNP; U4/U6 x U5 tri-snRNP complex
Source: RefSeq, a predicted model, not a curated record
CUUCUACAUAGUACAUAUUUUUGUCGCAAUUGGAAUUUGCCCACCUUCAUACACAAAGAACCAUCGACGCUUGCCGGAUUUUUCCUCACCUGUCGUAUAAACAUAGUAAACUACGUAUCCGUUUACUUUUAAGUUGAUAAUUUAUCUCGUCGAAUUACGCGAUCAUCCGACCAUAUAUUACCUUUCGACGCCAUGUCGACUCUAGCGGAGGAGUUGCUGCAGGACUUCGAGGACUCAGGGUCCGAAAAUGGGGAGGAGCAAAAUGACACCGGACUUGACCUCGAUGGGCCGGCUAUUGGCCCUCCAGCAAGCCGCGAUGAUAACGAUAUGGUACUAGACGGCGAUGAAGAAGAGCCCGAUGAAGACGAAGAAAUGGGUGGCGUGAGCAUGGGCGCCGCCGAACCCGUGGAAGACGAAGAAGCCACCAAGGCUAAGGUCGAGAAGAUGCAGCUAGGCGGAGUUAAAGAUAUCCGUAAGGUUACUACCGUUAUGGACAGACUGGACCCUCUGCUUAAGGACAUCGCCCACUAUCAAUCAAAACCUCUCACGCCACACACAACAAAUAUAGGUAAUAUUGAGGACAACCCCGAGUACAAGAUCCUCACUGAAUCCAACACGCUCUCCACUCAGAUCGACGGCGAGAUCAUGAAGGUCCACAAGUUCAUCAGAGACCAUUACUCCGCUCGAUUCCCCGAACUUGAAACGCUUGUUCAGAACCCGAUCGAGUAUGCUAAAGUUGUGGCCAUCCUGGGAAAUGGACCUAUGGAUUCGGAUAGCAUCAGAGCGCUUCAAGGCUCAGCCGACAAUCCUCUAGGCGAAUCGCUCAAGUCGGUUCUGGAUGGACCGUCGCUGAUGAUUGUCACCGUCGAAGCUACCACAACGAAAGGCCGUGAAAUAAGCCAGGAGGAGCUUGAACGCAUUCUGAAAGCCUGCCAUAUGAUGAUCAAGAUGGACAAGGCUAAGAAAACACUUACAGACUACGUACAGUCUCGAAUGAACAUAUUUGCCCCUAACCUUACAGCCCUAGUUGGAUCGUUAACUGCUGCGCAAUUGAUUAAUACUGCUGGAGGCUUAACUAAUCUUUCCCGGGCGCCCGCCUGCAAUCUUGCAGCUUGGGGCUCGAAAAGAUCAGGCAAUACGGCAUUCGCCACCAAUGUGGGCGUGAAACAGCAAGGUUACUUAUACCAUUCUCCAAUCAUCCGUGGCAUCCCAACCGAUCUAAAGAAGAAGGCUAUGAAGGCGGUGGCGGCGAAGCUCGUCCUAGCUGCACGUGCGGAUACCGGCCACUCAAACCCUGAUGGGUCAUAUGGCGAAGAACUCAGGGGUCAAUGUCUAGAGAGGUUAGACAAACUGACGGAACCGCCACCAAACAAGGGUCAACGAGCGCUACCGGCCCCGGAUGACAAACCCUCACGAAAGCGGGGUGGCCGACGGGCUCGCAAGGCCAAGGAGGCAACUGCGAUGACUGACCUUCGCAAGGCUCAGAACCGCAUGGUGUUCGGCAAGGAGGAGAAGGAAACAGACUACGGAAUUGGAGACUCUACUACGGGCAUGGGGAUGAUCGGGCAGACAAACGAUGGACGAAUCCGUGGAGUGCAGAUUGACAACCGGACACGAGCGAAGCUUAGUCAAAAGCAUAAAGGCUGGGGAGGAGCUACGCCUAUUGGCGGCUCAGCUUCGUCAUUGCGCGGCUUUGGCCAAUCAGGCAACAUCGACCUUCGUGGUAAGGGUCUACGAACUUCAGGGGUAGGGUCCACUAUCGGAGGAGGUGCAGGGACAGCCUCGUCUCUAGCAUUCACACCAGUUCAGGGACUAGAGCUUGUAGACCCCAAGGUUCAAGCUGAGCUUAAUCGUAAGCGAAAGGCGGAGGAGGACCGCUGGUUCAAGGGCGGUACCUUUACCCAGGUAGCCGGAGGCGGGACAGCUAGUAGUGCCAACGGUGGCUUCAAGGUCCCUGAACACCCCAAUAAGAAGGUCGAUACCGGUGCUGGCAAGAUGGGACCACCGGCACUACCCGCUAAGAAAUAGGGCGGGCGAGGUGCUGCGCCGCUAUAGGAUCGCGCGAAGUAAGGGGUUUUUGUACAACGUUAUAUGUACGCAGACAGACAAAUGUAAGUAAGGCAUGGCGUCUAAAGGGACGGUGGGGCCACUCGCUGGUUUUUUGGCCUUUUUUUCGCAGCAUGGGGUCGGUCGCAUGGUUACGGCGUUCUUGGAAGGCGGGGGUUAUCGGAUGUUAUGUUAGACUACGGAAGAAGAGGCUAAAUCGGCUUAGUUCCAGUAGUUAAUUCUUAUCAUGCAAUGUGUGCGUUUCUUACGUACAGCACUCGCUUUUUCUACAAA